Aspergillus terreus NIH2624 is the source of this 1833-nucleotide messenger RNA. RefSeq lists its product as uncharacterized. The record is from RefSeq and is a predicted model, not a curated record. NCBI's taxonomy places the organism in Eukaryota, Fungi, Ascomycota, Eurotiomycetes, Eurotiales, Aspergillaceae. The coding region runs from base 1 to 1833 and encodes 610 amino acids. Gene Ontology annotation, molecular function: protein binding. The transcript has a single exon.
AUGCUUGUGGAUCUACCUCCUGAAAUUCUCUAUCACAUCGCGAGCUAUCUCCCGACUGCCAGCGCCCUCGCCCAUCUCGCCCAAACUUGCCACCGCUUGCAUACCAUCAUCACCGCAGAUGACUGGCGCAUUUGUCGAGCUUUCAUAAGCCACCGCUUUCCGCACAUUGACACACCUCCUUUCUGGAAAGAUGCAGCCCAGGCUCUGACGUCUCGUUCUCGAGCUUUGGAUAAACAUGCUGUCAUCGGUCGCUUUGUCGGCCCGUCUCGAGAUGCUGCGAAGGUCGGAAGCCAUCAAGCCAUCAGACGAGACAAUCCCACCCAUGGAUAUCGUCCUGCGAUUGACUCGUAUGAAUUCUGGAAUGGCAAGACAUGGGAAGACAGAAAAGAAGUCCUCGCUUGGAGCGCGGCUGAUACGCUGGUAAUGCGCAUCCGGCAGACUGGGAGGGGUCGAAAUGAACAGUGGUUUGUCUUCGACGAUCUGGAUCAUAUCAGUAGCCAUGACGACAUUUGCGGCCUUCAUCUCCUGAGACCGAAUCAUUAUGCAAAAGAGCGGGAUAGAGAGCAUAUUAUUUUUGGUCGCAUGCGGGGCGAGCUUGUUCAUCUUGCAAUUGCGCCAGUCACCUCAGCGUACGAGUACAAGCAACGAUUCCUAACCUUUGGUGUGGAGCUCGAAAGGACCGAUCUCUCUAAUGGACCAGACCCGAUUCUUGCGGCGCAUUUCAGCAACGGGUCUAUUGCUUUCUACAGCACCACGUCGGAGGAUGCAGAGGUCCAGGCAUUUGCACGCCUUCGCAUCGACCCAGACAAGGUGGCACGCAACAAAUUCUCCAAAUUCAUCUCACCGUCACGCUUUGCUGUGGCCACUGGUCGUCUAGAUGACUCGUUGACUGUUUCCACCAUAUCUCAGGAGAGAUUAUCACUGGACCGCGUGAUUGGUGUGGAUUCUUUGGAUCUUGACUCGCAAGUCGGCCUAGCACAGAAGACCAACGUCACUGCCAUCACACCCUUCUCUCCACGAACUUCGCACCCAUCCUCGGGUAAUAUCUUCCUCGCAGCGUGGGGCGAUCGCGCGGUCAGACUUCACGAUCUUCGCUCCGACAGGCCAUAUGAGAAGAUAUACCGAGACAACAGUGACCAUAACCCUAUCUACUGUGUCCACCCCUUGGGAAAUGAUCGAUUCGUGGUGGGAGCCGGUGGAGAUGCAGUUGUCAAGAUCUUCGACCUCCGCAUGCCCAAGAACUACACCUACCUGGACGCCAGGGCAUCUUUAACCUGCCUGUAUAACCAAUCUCCCAACCACCGUUCUGGAAACGGGGUCAGUAACCACGUGAAAAGUGUCAUCGACGGCAUCAGAUAUCCCCGCAAAGACUUAUCCAUCUUCCUAUCCUAUCAACCGCAAGUCCUAAACCGCCGCCGCGCACGAUCUUACGCAAACCGCUCAUACCGCGGGGCAAUCUACACCAUGUCCUCUCCGUCGCCUUUGUCACCCACCCUAUACACUGGGAUCGCCAACGGGGUCGUCCGCUUGGAUUUCGCCUCCACCGACGACUUGACUGGCCCGUGCAAGGCGUGGCAUCAGGAUCGUAUCGACCUCAACCCCAGCACUGCCAACGUCACUACCUCCCCGGUGGACAGGGUUUUGGACCUAUCAGGUUAUGAGCGCCCGGAUCCUCGGGACACAACCACCCCGUUGAAGCUGCGGAAGCAACAGCCCUUCAAAUCUGUUGGCGACGAGGAUAUUGCAAACGAGGAACUGACCGGUUGGGAUCGUAGGUGGGAGCGGCUUGGGGCAGCUGGAGCUUGGAGACGUGGAGGCGUCCCUCUUCGUUAG